This is a messenger RNA of Mauremys reevesii (Reeves's turtle), 2198 nucleotides long. RefSeq names its product transmembrane protein 266 (gene TMEM266). Lineage: Eukaryota; Metazoa; Chordata; Testudines; Geoemydidae. Gene Ontology annotation, molecular function: monoatomic ion channel activity; voltage-gated channel activity. Gene Ontology annotation, biological process: monoatomic ion transport; transmembrane transport. Gene Ontology annotation, cellular component: plasma membrane. The transcript has 10 exons. The coding region runs from base 4 to 1608 and encodes 534 amino acids. The record is from RefSeq and is a predicted model, not a curated record.
AACAUGACCAAUCCCCAGCCUACAAUAGAAGGUGGAGUUUCAGAAGUUGAGAUCAUUUCACAACAAGUAGAAGAGGAGACCAAAAGCUUAGCUCCUGUACAGCUUGUUAACUUCACUUAUCGAGAUUUACCCCUUGCUGCGCUUGAUCUUUCUGUGGCAGGGUCCCAGCUCUUGUCAAAUUUGGAUGAGGAGUACCAAAGAGAAGGAUCUAACUGGCUAAAGCCGUGCUGUGGGAGACGAGCAGCUGUGUGGCAGGUAUUUUUGCUCAGUGCAAGUCUCAACAGUUUCCUGGUAGCCUGUGUAGUGUUGGUGGUGAUUCUCCUGACUCUGGAACUCCUAAUAGAUAUAAAGCUUCUCCAGUUUUCAAGUGCAUCACAGUUUGCAGGAAUUAUUCACUGGAUCAGCCUAGUCAUCCUGUCUGUGUUCUUUUCAGAGACUAUUUUGAGAAUUGUGGUUCUCGGUAUAUGGGAUUAUAUUGAAAACAAAAUAGAGGUAUUUGAUGGUGCUGUAAUAAUUUUAUCCUUGGCUCCAAUGGUGGCCUCCACCGUGGCAAAUGGCCCAAGCAGUCCGUGGGAUGCCAUCAGUCUCAUUAUCACUCUGAGAAUUUGGAGAGUUAAGAGAAUUAUUGAUGCAUAUGUGCUGCCAGUGAAAGUGGAGAUGGAGAUGGUGAUUCACCAAUAUGAGAAGGCAAAGGUCAUUCAAGAUGAGCAGCUGGAAAGGCUAACCCAGAUCUGCCAAGAACAAGGGUUUGAAAUUAGGCAGUUGAGAGCCCACCUAGCUCAGCAAGAUCUGGACCUAGCUGCUGAGAGGGAGGCUGCGCUGCAAGUACCCCACAUGCUGAGCAAGCAGAGCAGCAAUAGAUAUAAGGUAGUGGCAACUGGAGACUCAGAUGAUGAGGCCACUGAGAACAUCACCGAGUUACGACCACCACGAGAGGUCAUGGUCAAGGAUGAUAUGAACAACUACAUCAGUCAAUAUUACAAUGAGCCCAGCAGUGACAACGGAGUUCCUGAAGCUGGUAUUUGUGUCAUUACCACAACAGCCAUUGACGUGCACCACCCCAACAUAUCUUCUGACCUGUUCACAGUGGAAGUGCCCAUGAAGAUAGGAAGUAAUGGAACUUCUGCUAGUGUCACAUCAGGCAGUGCCUCCAGAUCUACAGACAGCUCUGUAACCAGAGCCCAGAGUGACAGCAGCCAAACCUUUGGCUCUUCCACAGACUGCAGUACCACCCGGGAGGAACCCUCUGAAUACGGCCCUUUAAACAGGGCUGGGAAUGCAAAACAUGAUCAAAUUGAUUCUGCAAGGCAUAGGGUCAGCAAUGCAGUAGUUCAGGAACUGUUAUCAUCAUUGUCAGAGGAUUCUUGCUUGACACAAAAAGGCUUAGAUCCAGUCAACCUUAAAUUGCCUAGUCCAGCAGGGUCCGCCAAAGCCAGUCCUGAGCUAGAACAUAGAGUGAACAUUUACAACAAGAAGAACCAAGAGAGCUUUGAUGUGCUCCAGAUUAAGCCAGUUAUUCACCUUCAGCAAACUGCCUCAGUGAUCAAUGAAAAGUACAAAUCUUUGGAAUCCAAAGAGCAAAAGAUGAAUAGGGUCCCAGAUUCAUAGUUCUCCACAGUGGUAGGAAAAGAUGAGACAUUCUAGAGCUUUAAUGGCACCCUCAGAACAAUUGCUGGCUGGAUAUCUUGCUCCUUGCGUGGUUUGAAUGAAUUGAAUAUUCAUAAAAUGCAUGAGUUCUGAGAGCCAACAUGAAUCCAUGACAUUUCUAGCUUCAGAGGUCCACAGGCCAAGCCCUGGAUGAAGAGAAAACAUUCUGUAUUUCAAAAUAAUGACCUCAAAGAUGUACAUAUUCUUAAUCUUGGUUUUGUGAGGUUUUUUUAAAAAUACAACAAUUUUUAUGGAACUCUGAACAGCCUUCUAUCAGGUCAAGCUUCAGCAGGGUAUGGUACAUGCAGAUGUAAACUUCUCCUUCUACGAUUUCUUACUGUCCCUUUGUACAUGACGACAGCUGUAAACCCCUUUGUACAAAUUCUGCAGUUAUUUUUGUUCUACCCAAAAUCUUUUUUCAAGGAGCACUUUGGGUGAUACAGAUUAAAGGGGGAAAGUGUGAUCUGUUUUUAUUUUAGCAUGAGCUCUUUAAAGACAAUAUUUUGGAAAAGAAAAUAUCGUUUUCACUUCCAAGUCAACACGAGUGAAAA